AUGUUAUCCGAAAUUAUCAACUAGAAAUAAUAAUACAUAAAAUCUGAUACAAUAACUUUGAGUGAUUUUGGGAUUCAAACAAUAGGAUAUUCUAAUACAUUUAAGAACAUAACAAAGUUACAUCUCACAGGAAACAAAAUAGUGAAAUUAGAUGGAUUAGAAUAAUUUACGAACCUACAAUACUUAAAUUUGUCCAACAACCAGAUUGAAAGUAUUAAGGAAUUCUAACAUGUUCCAUAGUCAAUAUAGUGCUUGUUUGUAGCAGGAAAUCCAUUUACAGCCAACUUGAAUUAUGGUUAUUCUUUGAUGUGCAUUCUUAUGAAUUUGUAAUAGUUGGACAAUGACAAAAUAAACAGACAGCUGACUUAAGAAUACUAGAUUAAGAUGCAGACUUAUGGUUUUCCUGUGUUAGCAUACUUUGUGCAUUUUAACAAUAAAUAAUUAACUCCUAUAUUUAACAAUAGAUCAAUAACUUACAUAUAGAAACUUUUGAUGAUAAUAGAUUUAUUAGUAAAUGAAAAUAAAGAAGAAAUACAAGGUUUAAGUCAAUAAUUACAGAACCCAUAAUUUCAAAAAUCAAUAGCAGAUACUAUUUUGAAGCAUAUCUGUAAAUUCGAAAGAGAUUAAUUCAAAAAUAAUAACAUUAAUGCUUUCUUUGCUAAUCAAGCCAUGUAAUCCUAAAACACAGAUCUCUAGAAAUUUGCAGAUGAUGAAGGAUAUUACCAAUAAGAAAUUCUUCAGGCCUUCAUUUCUUAUGAAGAUGUGCAAUAGUUCCCAACCUUCUCUUUAAAUUAGGCUUAUAAUCUCGGGAUCCUGGAUUUCAUUUAUCAAAGUACUUUGACUCAAAACACUACAUUUAGACCUUAAGAAGACAGAGUAAAAUAAUAUAUAGAACCCCCACAAUCUAAUUUUUCAUUAAUUAACAAAAGCAAUGGCAGCAUUUAGAAAAGCAUACUUAAACCUACUAGUUAUUCAGUGUCUACUUAAUCAAAAUUUGAUGAGUGCACUUAAGAAUAUCUUAACAAUUAUAAAAAAUAAUAUCCAUUUUUGAAGGGAUUGGAAUAACUAAAGAAAAGUUUACAGAAACAUUAUUUCUAAGAAUUCAAGUAGAAAUUGAAAAGGAAAAUAAAUAGAAUACAUCAAUAAUGCAUAGCUGAAAUUAUAUUAAAGAUACUUAAUCAAGAUAGCUUUGUAAUAGAUAAAGAAAAAAUCGAAAAUAUCUAAUAUGGUAAACAUUCUGCAAUUGUAGAGAAACCAUUAGUAAUUGUUAUCUAUCAAGCACAUUAAGAGUGUUGUGUAUGUAUAAAAGAAUAUGGCAAAAUUGUAAAGAUAGACAUAUUUAAAACGAGCCGUAUUUAGACAUCUGAAUCCAAAGGUAAGGUAUGGAAAGAUGGCUAAAAAGCUGUAAUUAAAGUUGCUAAUCUUAAAAGUAAAUGGUGUUUUGAGAGAAGCUUUGAAAUAAAUGAAGAUCACAGCUUUAGCAUUUAAAGUAGAGAUAAGGAAGGAUUUGGCAUUUAAAGUAACAUUAAAGAAGGAAAAGAAAUAGGAAUCGCGUGCUUUAGAGAAUUUUAGAAAACUAAGAGAGUUGGGUAAUACUUAAUAUUGAUAAAUAAUUAAAUAAUGUAUUCAAUUACAGCUCGUUUUAAUUAAAUCGUGUUCUUCACGUCGUGGACCUUAGUCGUGUUGUCUUUGCUCAAUUAGGGAACAGCAUAUUUCUUUAAGACUGGAAAGCCAACAGUAGAUCUCAAGAUUUUGAGUGCAGAUAAAUUCCAUCAUUACAAGGCAACUUAUUACAAUGGUGGAGCAACCGAUUGGGAUUAGGUGACCUUUAAAUUUUCCUUGGAAGCAGAUUUCGAGCCAGUGUAUAAUUGGAAUUUGAAGCAAUUAUUUUUAUAUGUGAAUGUGCAUCAUGAGCAUUAGGUGAAAGGAUACGAAUCAGAUUGUGUGAUUUAUGAUAAAAUCAUUUCUAGACCAGAUGACCCCAGCAGUUGGAGUACUUCAUCUAAGCUCCUUUUGAAAAAUCAAAGAGCCGAAUAUCCACUCAAAGAUAUUCAUAAAUAAUUGCGCAAUGCAACAGUGAAUUUUGAAGUCUGGAUAGAGGUUAUGCCAUACGUUGGGUAUAUAAGGAGGGAGAAACUGGGUGAUUUCGAAUAUAAAAUGCCUUAAUAGUAUAAUUGAGAUGUGUAAUUUAUAUUUUUAACAAUCACA
This is a messenger RNA of Paramecium tetraurelia, 2208 nucleotides long. RefSeq lists its product as uncharacterized. The transcript has 8 exons. Gene Ontology annotation, biological process: protein targeting to ER. Gene Ontology annotation, molecular function: protein binding. The record is from RefSeq and is a predicted model, not a curated record. Gene Ontology annotation, cellular component: signal peptidase complex; membrane. NCBI's taxonomy places the organism in Eukaryota, Ciliophora, Oligohymenophorea, Peniculida, Parameciidae.